AUGCGGCGCCAGUCCACCGGCCACGCCAACUCGGACGCAUCGUCCGCCUGUUCUGUGUCUACCACGGCCUCGUAUGCCAAGGAGGCUCUCCUGGACAAUGGCGUCGGGCCACGCCGUGGUUUGCGUCAGAAGGCGAGGGACGUGGUGUCCGACCUGGGCAAGCCGCCUACUUGGCGGCAGGACGCCAAGGAUGGGAAACACACGUCGAGUUUCGGGGAUCCGGGGUUCUUGACGGAGCUCUCUAGGCCCCCCAAGUUCUGA
Metarhizium album ARSEF 1941 is the source of this 261-nucleotide messenger RNA. RefSeq lists its product as uncharacterized. Lineage: Eukaryota; Fungi; Ascomycota; Sordariomycetes; Hypocreales; Clavicipitaceae. The transcript has a single exon. The record is from RefSeq and is a predicted model, not a curated record. The coding region runs from base 1 to 261 and encodes 86 amino acids.